AUGCUUGAUGCUGCUGCACCUAACUGCGUAAGGGUCGCGCAAGGGAGCCUCCGAAUUCUCGAGCUUGCAUCUCAAGCCAUCAAACCCUGUCUCGACAACAAGCUUGUCGAACUAGGCCAGAGGAUAAUAAGCUCGGUGGCUAUAAGAUUGGAUGCCCUAGAGAUUGGACCCGCCGAAAAAAACCCUAACCCAGAGCUUGAAGUUGUUGCCACCGAAUACUAUAUGCUUCGGAUAUACCUUGCCUGGUCAGAGAACCGACUUGACAUUGCAGAUCACUUAUUCUCCAAGGUCCCCGAAAUCAAAACGAAUGGGCAGCGGGGUGUUGUCGCGAAUAUAUGCUAUGAGAUUGGGGACAAUGCGCUCUCUCACGGCCAAUAUGAGACUGCGUUGGUGUGGCUGGAUAGGGCACUGGCAUCAUGCGAGGCUGAAGAAGGUCAUGACACUGGUCAAUAUCCAAAGGACAAUCGGCUGUUAAUUCUGCACGCUUUUACCCGGGCACGCCUUCAUUCUACCAAACCUGACCCUAACAAUCGCCUGCAGAAAGCACUGGAGCUACUAGGAAAGGAGUAUGGUGAUCAGUUUCCUGUACUUGCACUUUCUCUUGAAAAUUUCAGCAAGAAGGGAGAAAUUGGCCAGGAAUUCUUCUUGGCGCUGGAGUCGUCCAUCGAGGCAAUGGAUAACAGUGCGGCGAGCAUCACACUAUUGUAUCAUUAUCUCCUGAAAUCCAAGAACUCGAGCCCAGAGCGGUUUGUUAAAGCCUGCGGCCAGCUUUUCGCUAAGCUUGAUUCGCUGGAUCCAGAGACCAAAAGACAAUGGAUGGAGAAAAUCUUUGUCUCCAUCAUUUACGCUUUAUCAAGUAUAGACCAAGAUCAUCUUCCACUGGCUGAAACAGUAGCUUGUCAGUUGACGAAAAAUGGCUUGGACAGACUCAGCGAGGACGCCACAAGCGCUUCUUUAAUGCCUAUCUGGAAAAGAAUUGACAAACUGGUGGCUAGAGGUUCAAUCAGUAUGGCGGAAGAAUGGUGCUGCUUCGCUCUGAAUCUAAAACAACCAAUCUUCCGAAUUACGCCAGGCACUGAGACCCAGCUCUUUCGAAAAUGGAUUAUCUGUGUUCUGGACAAGCCCGAGCACUCUGCACAAAGAAUUAUCGAUACAGCGCCUGCGAGCUGCAAAGCCUGUCCCCGAACGCUGUACAUGCUGUACAAGCUUGCUCUUUCACGUGAAAACAGUUUGCUUGCCACGGUAUACCUUGAAUUACUCGGCCAGCUCCAAGCGGGUACCACGUAUAUCCAGGCAUGCAUAUCAGGUGCAUUGCGGCUAGGGAAGAUAGAGGUCGCAGUUCAGAGCUUUGGUGGCCUAAUAACUGGGUCAGACAGUGACCUGGACCAGCGGCAGUUAUCACAGCUUGCGAAAUACCUGAUCAGCAGCAUUUGCACGAUGGGAGCGGCCAAGAACCACCUUGAGCAUGUCGUGCCUCUUCUUGAGUCCAUACUUACUACAGUCGGCCGUGGACAGAAGAACAUAUUCCCCGCUACCGAUUUAUACUGGCUUGCUUGUAGAAGCUAUGCCAUUGCCCUGGAGAAUCAUGGCUCUGCAACCCCACAAGCAACUAUCAGGUUGCUUAAGAUUGCCAUAGAGUUUACGGAGAUCGUGGAGCGCGGAACUGACUUCGAGGCGAAGCUCGAUUACGUUAACUGUUACCUACAUUGCACGUACUUUCUACUUGCAAUUAUAACCAAGGACGCCAGAAGCGAAGAGAGUAUUGCAGUGAAGACAACCCAGUACAACGAGAUUCGCGAAGCAAUGAAACAGGUCCACCCCCGGAUCCAAUCCAUUUCCACUGAUCAACAUGUCACUUGGCUCGGGAAGUACCGUAUUCUGCUCUUCAUGGACUUUGACGCCGCCAUAUUUCUCCAGCAAUGGCAUGACCUCGAAAAGAUCCUCGAGACUUCAAAGCCCAUAGUAGAUGGCAAGCUAGCCUCCUGCUUCCUCGACUGUAUCCUCAAAUCUGGAGCUUCUUCAUCAUGCAUAUCACGGGCUGUCAAGCAACUAGUCCGAACCCUCCACUCCUCCCCCUUACCGUACCUCAACACUCCAACCUCCACCUUCAGCGAGACCCUACCACGCUACUUCCGUAUCCUCUUCAGUCUCUCCCACGAGGGCAAAGAGUACAUCCUCGCCGAAUCAGUCCUCGACCAAGCCCUCUUCCUCGCCCGCGAUAACCCGAGAUAUCCAAGAGAAGAACUGGAGUGGCUUGCAAUCACCGCCUUUAACCAGGCCGCCGAGUUCUUCUCGGUCUCUGCAGAUGAAGAGUGUCAGCGUUGGGCUGGGAAAGCAGUUGCGUUGGCAGACUGUAUCACGGAUUAUGACGGUGGGAAAUUGGGGUGUCUUUUGCGGGGGAAUCUUGCGAAAUUGAAGGCUUCCUGA
Aspergillus calidoustus is the source of this 2427-nucleotide messenger RNA. The record is from the annotation of a GenBank genome assembly. Lineage: Eukaryota; Fungi; Ascomycota; Eurotiomycetes; Eurotiales; Aspergillaceae.